Lithohypha guttulata is the source of this 1563-nucleotide messenger RNA. It is a transcript of the gene RAD10, whose product is annotated as ssDNA endonuclease and repair protein rad10. Bases 1 to 1563 code for a protein of 520 amino acids. NCBI's taxonomy places the organism in Eukaryota, Fungi, Ascomycota, Eurotiomycetes, Chaetothyriales, Trichomeriaceae. The record is from RefSeq and is a predicted model, not a curated record. Gene Ontology annotation, molecular function: damaged DNA binding; single-stranded DNA binding. Gene Ontology annotation, cellular component: nucleus; ERCC4-ERCC1 complex; nucleotide-excision repair factor 1 complex. Gene Ontology annotation, biological process: mitotic recombination; UV-damage excision repair. The transcript is spliced from 2 exons.
AUGGCAGAAUUUGAUAACCCGAACUUUGUGACAGCUAAUCUAGAUCGCCCCGCUGGCAGAAAUCCCAAUGCCAGCAACAGCGAUAGACCCAAGGUUGUGCAACCGAAGCCACAGGCCCUACCGGCACGACAAGGACCUUCUGCCAUUCUAGUCUCAACUAGACAGAAGGGCAACCCGAUUCUCAACUAUGUCAAGAGUCUACCAUGGGAAUACUCGGAUAUCCCUUGCGACUACGUGCUUGGUGCCACGACAUGCGCAUUGUUCCUGUCAUUGAAAUACCAUCGACUUCAUCCGGAGUACAUCUACAGUAGAAUCAAACAGCUUGGCAGGUCAUACAACCUGCGGAUCAUGCUGACUAUGGUGGACAUCGAGAACCAUGAACAAGCACUACAGGAACUUUCGAAGACAUCCAUGAUCAACAACUUGACCUUAAUUCUGGCGUGGUCCGCACAGGAGGCUGGUCGCUAUCUAGAGCUCUUCAAGUCAUAUGAGUUCGCCUCCCCAAGUUCAAUCCGUGCUCGGCAAUCAGAGUCAUGGCAGGAAAGUCUGACUGAGUUUAUCACUACUCCACGCAACAUCAACAAAACUGAUGCUGCAAGUCUGAUAUCCAAUUUUGGCUCCCUUCGAGGUGCGGUUAAUGCUGAGCCUGAAGAGCUAGCACUUAUUCCAGGCUGGGGCGAGAAGAAGGUUAAAUCCUGGUAUACGACAGUACGAGAACCUUUCCGUAUCAAGCGAGCCGCAAGAGCCAACCCGCAACUAUUGAGGCAUGAAUCAAGCAUGGCAGAUGGACAACCCAGCAGCAGUACAUUAGAGCGACCUAAUGCAAUCCAUGUCAGUAACUCAACAGGCGCCACGAGCGAAGACCACAGUCGUAUCACUUCCGCGGAUCAAUCAACAUCUACAGGCAGUCACAAACGGAACCGACUGGAUGAUGUUCUACCGGAGGACGAGUUCGACAAAGAUGACGAAGCUGCCAUGAUUGCAAUUGAACAAGCUGCUGAGCCGAGGCCUGGAAAACAGGACGCUGACAAUCGUGCUGCCGCAAAUGAGGCAACCUCGCAAAGCUUCACAGCCACAGGUAGACCGCUGUCUCUGUCGAAGGGCUCUGGCAGUGGCAGUGGCAUGCAUGCCUUGUUGGGAGCCGAGUCUUUAGGAGCAGGCCCGCCGAACCUUCUACCGGCACGCUUCCACCCCGAAUCCAUCAUUAGCGUUCCUGUAAUGGCGCCUGAAGACGCUUCAGAUGCAAAGCUCUCCGACUUCCAUGAGGACGACGACGAUAACCCUAUCAAAUCCGGACCGAAAUCGAAAGGUCGAUUCAGCUUCUUCCGCCGCAAAUCAUCAUCGUCAUCGAAGUCGAAGAAGCCCGAGUUCGUGAUGAAGGAAAUGACCAUUGCCGAAUACUUGAAGCGUUAUGCCAAAGAUGACGACGGCAAUUACGUCGGUACUCAAGAUGCUGCGCCUGACUGUAUAUUGCGCAAUGAGAAGGAUAGGACUAAGUAUAGGAAAGCUCAUGCUUUUAGAGAGGCGAUGGCGACAGGAAAUGCUCCCACUUUCAUAGUCUGA